Messenger RNA from Myotis lucifugus (little brown bat), 1857 nucleotides. It is a transcript of the gene TPBG, whose product is annotated as trophoblast glycoprotein. Gene Ontology annotation, molecular function: protein binding. The transcript has a single exon. Gene Ontology annotation, biological process: negative regulation of canonical Wnt signaling pathway. Gene Ontology annotation, cellular component: plasma membrane. The annotation marks the transcript as partial. The record is from RefSeq and is a predicted model, not a curated record. NCBI's taxonomy places the organism in Eukaryota, Metazoa, Chordata, Mammalia, Chiroptera, Vespertilionidae.
UCACCUCUUCGGCGACCUCGUCGGGCCUCCUCGUUCGUGGCGGCGUCCGCCCAGCCCCCGCUGCCGGGCCAAUGCCCCCCGCCGUGCGAGUGCUCGGAAGCGGCGCGCACCGUCAAGUGUGUUAACCGCAACCUGACGGAGGUGCCUGCGGACCUGCCCCCUUACGUGCGCAACCUCUUCCUCACCGGCAACCAGCUGGCCGUGCUCCCCGCCGGCGCGUUCUCCCGCCUCCCGCCGCUGGCCGAGCUGGCCGCGCUCAACCUCAGCGGCAGCCGCCUGGAGGAGGUGCGCGCCGGCGCCUUCGAGCAUCUGCCCAGCCUGCGCCAGCUCGACCUCAGCCACAACCCGCUGGCCUCUCUCAGCCCCUUCGCCUUCUCGGGCAGCAACGCCAGCGUCUCGCCCCCCAGCCCCCUGGUGGAACUGAUCCUGAACCACAUCCUGCCCCCUGAUGACGACGAGCGGCACAACCGGAGCUUCGAGGGGAUGGUGGCGGCCGCCCUGCGAGCUGGCCAGGCGCUGCGCGGGCUCCGCCGCCUGGAGCUGACCAGCAACUGCUUUGCCUACCUGCCCCACGAUGUGCUGGCCCAGCUGCCGAGCCUCAGGCACCUGGACCUGCGCAACAACUCGCUGGUGAGCCUGACUUAUGUGUCCUUCCGCAACCUGACACACCUAGAAAGCCUCCACCUGGAAGACAACGCCCUCAAGGCCCUUCACAACGGCACCCUGGCGGAGUUGCAAGGCCUACCCCAAGUCAGGGUCUUCCUGGACAACAAUCCCUGGGUCUGCGACUGCCACAUGGUGGACAUGGUGACCUGGCUCAAGGAGACAGAGAUAGUGCAGGGAAAAGCCGGGCUCACCUGUGCGUUCCCGGAAAAAAUGAGGAAUCGGGUCCUCCUGGAACUCAACAGCUCCGACCUGGACUGUGAUCCUAUCCUCCCUCCAUCCCUGCAGACUUCUUAUGUCUUCCUAGGUAUUGUUUUAGCCCUGAUAGGUGCCAUUUUCCUACUGGUUUUGUAUUUGAACCGUAAGGGGAUAAAAAAGUGGAUGCAUAACAUCAGAGAUGCCUGCAGGGAUCACAUGGAAGGUUAUCAUUACAGAUAUGAAAUCAAUGCGGACCCCAGGUUAACAAACCUCAGUUCUAAUUCGGAUGUCUGAGAAACAUUCGAGGCCAGAACAAGGACAAACUAUGCAUGAGAUGUAGACUUAAUUAAGCUUUAUCCUGUCCUAGGCUUGCUCCACCUCCACCCUCCACUGUAGAUACCACUGGCCUUGACUGAAAGCAGUGAAGGGGAUUUGCUCCUUUGUCAUGUAAGGUGUCUAGGUGUGGUCCAUUAAUGUAAGAUGAUGAUGAACAAUUUCAUAGUCUUUAACCCUCUUCCCUUUCUUGGAACUCAACAUGUAUGGAGGGACUUCUCAAGUUUCAGCAUGAACAUGGACUCCUGGCUGUCUGUUUCUUUUAGUACAAUGUGUAACAAGUGUACCAAUACAGAUAGCAUUCAACAAAAGCUGCCUCAACUUUUUCAGAAAAAUAUUCUAUUCAUAAGUAUCAGUUUUAUUCUCAUGUACCUAAAUUGUGAAGAAAAUGAUUGCAUUCCAUAAACUGCCUGCAGACCUUAGCAAGCUCUUCAAAGUAACUCCAUAGUACACAGGAGCACCUGCAUCCGAGAGCAUGCUUAUAUUUUACUGUUCUGCAUAUUCCAAAAAAUAACUUGCAACUUCAGAUAACUUCUUUGAGAAAGUAAAUUACUUUUUUGAUUGCAGUUUAUAUGAAACUAUAUGCAAGUUGUUUUACAAACUGCAUCGAGAUCCAACAGGCUAAAUUGUUAAAAAAAAAUUCAAUAAAGAUUCUUAAAAGAA